CUUCACCCCACAUCACAAAGAAAUUCUUCUAGGUGAAAUAGCUCGGAGAAGAGGGACUCUCCACAUUUUACCCACCAUGUCUGGGAUCAGCAACAAACGGGUUGCUGCAGAGCCAGGCCCUUCUGGGCCCCCAGAGAAGAAGGCAGCAGUUGAAGACUCAGGGACCACUGUGGAAACUAUUAAGCUAGGGGGUGUUUCCUCAACAGAAGAGCUGGACAUCCGGACACUGCAGUCCAAGAACCGAAAGCUGGCAGAGAUGCUGGACCAGCGCCAGGCCAUUGAGGAUGAGUUGCGGGAGCACAUUGAAAAGCUGGAGCGGCGGCAGGCCACUGAUGAUGCUUCUCUGUUGAUUGUCAACCGCUACUGGAGCCAGUUUGAUGAAAAUAUCCGCAUCAUUCUUAAGCGCUAUGACCUAGACGAAGGUCUUGGAGACCUCCUCUCUGAACGGAAAGCUUUGGUGGUACCAGAACCAGAACCAGACUCAGACAGCAAUCAGGAGCGCAAGGAUGAGAGGGAGCGAGGGGAGGGUCUUGAGCCAGCAUUCUCCUUCCUGGCCACUCUGGCCAGUAGUACCAGUGAGGAAAUGGAGUCUCAGCUUCAGGAACGUGUGGAGUCCUCUCGCCGAGCUGUUGCCCAAAUUGUUACAAUGUACGACAAGCUGCAGGAGAAGAUGGAUAGUCUAUCUCACAAGAUAGAUAGUGGAGAUGCUUCACUUGUGGAAGAAGCAGUCCAGGAGCUGAAUAUCUACCUUGCACAUGAGAAUGGGAGAUUGCAGGAACUGGCUGAUCUCCUCCAGGAAAAGCACCACAUCAUGUCUCAGGAGUUCUCCAAGCUGCAAGAAAAAGUAGAAACAGCAGAGUCCCGCGUAUCUGUGCUGGAGACAAUGAUUGAUGACCUGCAGUGGGAUAUUGACAAGAUCCGCAAGAGAGAGCAACGACUCAACCGGCAUUUAGCAGAUGUGCUGGAACGGGUGAAUUCAAAAGGUUACAAGGUGUAUGGAGCUGGGAGCAGCCUCUAUGGGGGAACAAUUACCAUCAAUGCUCGCAAGUUUGAAGAGAUGAAUGCUGAGCUGGAGGAGAAUAAGGAACUAGCUGGGAACCGCCUUAGUGAGCUGGAGAAGCUGCGCCAAGAUCUUGAGGAAGUGACGACGCAGAAUGAGAAACUGAAGAUAGAGCUAAGGAGAGCAGUGGAAGAGGCUGUGAAGGAGACACCAGAGUACCGUUGCAUGCAGUCCCAGUUCUCAGUCCUGUAUAAUGAAAGCCUCCAGUUGAAGGCUCACCUAGAUGAAGCUCGCACUCUGCUUCACGGCACCCGCAGUACACAUCAGCGCCAAGUGGAACUCAUUGAGCGAGAUGAAGUCAGUCUACACAAGAAGCUGCGCACAGAGGUGAUCCAGCUGGAGGAUACUCUGGCGCAGGUCCGAAAGGAGUAUGAGAUGCUGAGGAUAGAGUUUGAACAGACUCUCGCUGCCAAUGAACAAGCAGGGCCAAUCAAUCGGGAAAUGCGUCAUCUUAUCAGCAGCCUCCAAAAUCACAACCACCAACUGAAAGGAGAGGUGCUGAGGUACAAGCGCAAACUGAGGGAAGCCCAAUCUGACUUGAGCAAGACUCGCUCCCGUACUGGUAGUGCCCUCCUGCAGGCCCAGUCCAGCACUGAAGACACAAAAGAGGAACCACCAGAGGUUAAACAAGAACCUGAUGAUUCCUCUGCUCAAGCACCUGCACCCAAGGCAACCCCUGAGGACACUAGUGAUGCCAAAGCCAAGCGAGAUGAAGAGGAGAGGGAGCGGGAGAGGCGAGAGAAGGAGAGAGAGCGAGAGAAGGAGAAAGAGAAAGAGAAGGAGAGGGAGCGGGAGAAGGAAAAGGAAAAGGAACGGGAGCGGGAACGGGAGCGGGAGAAGCAAAAACAGAAGGAGUCGGAGAAGGAGAGAGAGUCCAAGGAGAAGGACAAAGGGAAGCAUGAGGAUGGGAGGAAGAAAGAGGCUGAAAUUAUCAAGCAGCUGAAGGCUGAUCUCAAGAAGGCCCAGGAGAGCCAGAAGGAGAUGAAACUGCUGUUAGACAUGUACCGCUCAGCCCCUAAGGAGCAGAGAGAUAAAGUUCAGCUCAUGGCGGCAGAGAAGAAGGCCAAAGCUGAGUUGGAAGAGCUUCGGCAGCGGGUGAGGGAGCUGGAGGACAAGGAGAAAAAAGAGAGUAAAAAAAUGGCAGAUGAGGAUGCCUUACGCAAGAUCCGGGCAGUGGAGGAGCAAAUCGAAUAUCUGCAGAAGAAGCUAGCCAUGGCCAAGCAGGAGGAGGAGGCCCUGCUUUCUGAAAUGGAUGUCACAGGACAAGCCUUUGAGGAUAUGCAGGAGCAGAACAUUCGCCUGAUGCAGCAGCUGCGGGAGAAGGAUGAUGCCAACUUCAAACUUAUGUCAGAACGUAUCAAGUCGAACCAGAUCCACAAGCUGCUGAAGGAGGAAAAAGAGGAGUUGGCAGACCAGGUCCUGACCCUGAAGACACAGGUGGAUGCUCAGUUACAGGUUGUGCGGAAGCUGGAGGAGAAGGAACACCUGCUGCAGAGCAACAUUGGCACUGGAGAGAAAGAGCUGGGCCUCCGAACACAGGCCCUUGAAAUGAACAAACGCAAGGCAAUGGAUGCAGCCCAACUUGCAGAUGAUCUCAAAGCACAAUUAGAACUGGCCCAGAAGAAGCUACAUGACUUCCAAGAUGAGAUUGUGGAGAACAGUGUAACUAAAGAGAAGGACAUGUUUAACUUCAAACGGGCCCAGGAGGACAUUUCCAGGUUGCGUAGGAAGCUGGAGACCACAAAGAAACCUGAUAUGGUGCCCAACUGUGAUGAGAUUUUGAUGGAGGAGAUCAAGGAUUAUAAGGCACGCCUCACCUGCCCAUGCUGUAACAUGCGCAAGAAGGAUGCCGUCCUCACCAAGUGCUUUCACGUCUUCUGCUUUGAGUGUGUGAAAACACGCUAUGACACCCGACAGCGCAAGUGCCCCAAGUGCAAUGCUGCCUUUGGUGCCAAUGACUUCCAUCGGAUCUACAUUGGAUGAGUUGUGCCCUGGAGGGACAAGAGAGGUGUCUCUCCCACUGACCACCUAGCCUCUGUGUUUUCUGUCACCAGCAAGGCAGUUGCUCCUUCUCUUCUCCGGAACAAGUGACCCGAGGCUGGGGAGAGGAAAGAGGCAGGUUUGGGAUCUUGGCUCAUCUUCUCUUCUGAUCUGUUUUUUCCUUUCAUCUUGCUCUUAGUUCUUCUAUGGGACCUCCACUCCACAGUGGUCAUUCCCAUCCACCUUCUCCGCUUUGCUGAGCUGGAGUGGCUGCUGUGGAGUGUUAGACUAACUUAACCCUGGCCCCAGAGAUGAAGGGAACUACCCAUGACAGCAUAGGGAGAAGUCUGAGGCCUUGACUUAGCAAGUCAGUUUUGGCUAUUAAAUAUGCCCUAUCAAGGUCAUUUUUUUUUUCUAUUUAAAAUCUUUUAUUCUGCUCAUAGGAAAACCAUUGGAAUGUGGAAACUUGUUUACUUCUCCUCUGUCUGUGUACAUGUGCUGGUGGUUGUUUCUAUAGAGGCACUUGUGAAGCCUGAGCAAGCGCGUGCCAUUUCUAAUUGUUAUGGUAGCAUUGUUCAGCCAGAAUAGCCUAUAAAUUAGAGGCCCUGAUGCAGUCAGGAAUUUUAGCACAUCAGUAGUGUCAUCUCUGUAGGGCGACUCCUGCUUGAAGUGAGGCAUGUGGCUAAGCACCUUUCUGAAUCAGGACCAGAAUCUCCAAGGAGGCCAAGGCAGUGGAGAACAUGACUCCUCCCCACCCCAAAGGCAAACGCACACCUUGAUACCCAGAAGGAGAGAAAGAGAAGUGCAGGAGAAUCUUUGACAGUAUCAUUCCAUUUUGGCCUUGAUGAGCUGUGGACAACUUUCUGCCUCCUCUUAUGCUGGGGCUUCACUAGGAUUGUCCUUUUUUCCUAAAGACUAUUUGUAGUGGUUACUAUGAUGCAAAUUUGCCGCAAGGACUAAUCUUGUACUGCACAAACUCCAAUAAAAACUGUGGUCCAGUUU
Gavialis gangeticus (Gharial) is the source of this 4042-nucleotide messenger RNA. It is a transcript of the gene RNF20, whose product is annotated as ring finger protein 20. The record is from RefSeq and is a predicted model, not a curated record. The transcript has 20 exons. The coding region runs from base 77 to 3043 and encodes 988 amino acids. Gene Ontology annotation, molecular function: metal ion binding; ubiquitin protein ligase activity. Lineage: Eukaryota; Metazoa; Chordata; Crocodylia; Gavialidae. Gene Ontology annotation, cellular component: HULC complex; nucleus.